AUGAAUUAAUUACCUCUUGAUAGAGUAAAAUAAUUAGAGAGUAACUCUGGUCUGAAUUCUCCUUUAAGUUUGACUUUCAGAUUGUCAAAUGCGAUAAGAUAUCAUGGUCGACAAACAAAAAGAUAAAAAUCAAGAAGUUAAUAAAAACCUUUUGUUUUACAAUAGAAAACAAUAAGAGGUCCAUUUAGAAGGAAAAGUUGUUACUGCGAUGAAUGUGGGUAAUUAGGGACAUUUUAAUAUAAAUGUAUGAAUAUUAAAGGACCAAAACCAUAUAGAAAAGCAAUUCUUACAAGAAGAGCAUCUAAUUAACAUAUGUAUUAUAUUAUAUUUGAUUGAUUAGAUAAUCAGCUUAACCUAAAUCUGUGUAACGUAUCAAGCAAGCAUUAAAAAAAAUGAAAACUUAUGAUGAAAGUAAAAUUAGUGCAAUUCAAGAUAGUAAUAAAAACUCUUAGAAUUUAUAAGUUAUAUAAGAAUAAAUGACAAAAUUGCAUUCUUAUUUCUCAAGACAAUAAAAAUAAUAAAUAAAAGUGUAUUAAUUAGCUUAGUAUACCCCAAAUUGUUCUCCAAAGCAUUCAAAAACUCCAAGAAAUUUACCUUAUUUAUCUCCUUAUGUGACCCUUAGAAAAAUAGAUUCAUAAUUGUUAAAACCAUUAAAGCCUGCUCAAUUAAUUUAAUAGAGAUCGUAACUAUUGGCUUUGCAUAGAACAAAGUAUCAUUAGAAAACAUUAUCAACUGUUAGUCAAUUUUGA
Paramecium pentaurelia is the source of this 749-nucleotide messenger RNA. The record is from the annotation of a GenBank genome assembly. NCBI's taxonomy places the organism in Eukaryota, Ciliophora, Oligohymenophorea, Peniculida, Parameciidae.